AUGCUUCCUUCCCUUCCAGUUUUGGUUCUUGGCAUUCUGCUAACCCGGGCCUUGGGCCAGCCGUCCCAAUUUCAAGAACACGACCAUCUUCAGUCUCUGGGUUUAGACAUGGCUCCUUCACCCCGGAAGUUCCAAUCUUUGCCUUAUAUCUUGAGGAAAGUCUUCCAGGAUCGAGAAGCAGCAGAAACUGCUGGGGUUUCCCAAGACUUAUGCUACGUAAAGGAGCUGGGUGUCCGUGGGAAUGUACUCCGACUCAUCCCAGAUCAAGGUUUCUUUCUUUUCUCCAAGAAACUUCCCCAAGCCUCCAAUUGUCUACAGAAGCACCUUUACUUUAACCUAUCUACCAUCAAAGAAAAGGAGCAGUUGACAAUGGUCCAGCUGAACCUAGACUUGGGGCCCAACACUUACUACAGCCUGGGCCCAGAAUUGGAAUUGGCUCUGUCUCUGGUUCAGGAGGCUCAUGUUGGGGACGUGGCCCUCCCUACAACAGGUAAAAUGUUUGCAUUGCAAUCUGUGCCAUGGCCCCAAGGUGCCCUUCAAUUCGACCUGCUGCAUGUGGUUAAGGAAUGGAAUAACAACUCCCAGAAGAACUUGAGUUUGUUCUUGGAAAUCCUAGUCAAAGGGCACAGAGACAUGGAGGGAGACUUCCAGCUUGAGGACACCUGUGCCCGACUGAGACGUCUCCUUCAUGUUUCCCUACUGGUGGUGACCCUCAACACUGAACAGUGCCAUUCAUCCUCCCGAAAAAGGAGGUCAGCCAUCCCUGAUCCGAAGGCUCCUUGCAAGAACCUCUGCCAUCGACACCAGCUGUUCAUCAACUUCCGGGACUUGGGUUGGCAUAAAUGGAUCAUUGCCCCCAAGGGCUUCAUGGCAAACUACUGUCAUGGAGCAUGUCCUUUCUCAUUGACCACCUCUCUCAAUAGCUCCAAUUAUGCUUUCAUACAAGCUUUGAUGAGUGUAACUGACCCUGAGGUCCCUCAAGCUGUCUGUAUCCCCACUAAGCUGUCCCCCAUUUCCAUGCUCUAUCAUGACAAUGAUAAAAAUGUCAUUCUACGACAUCAUGAGGACAUGGUAGUUGAUGAGUGUGGGUGUGGGUAG
Messenger RNA from Chrysochloris asiatica (Cape golden mole), 1098 nucleotides. It is a transcript of the gene GDF3, whose product is annotated as growth differentiation factor 3. The record is from RefSeq and is a predicted model, not a curated record. Gene Ontology annotation, molecular function: cytokine activity; growth factor activity. Gene Ontology annotation, cellular component: extracellular region. The transcript is spliced from 2 exons. Bases 1 to 1098 code for a protein of 365 amino acids. NCBI's taxonomy places the organism in Eukaryota, Metazoa, Chordata, Mammalia, Afrosoricida, Chrysochloridae. Gene Ontology annotation, biological process: BMP signaling pathway; SMAD protein signal transduction.